UCCCUCCCUUGAAGCCUCGGUGGGGAGGCUGAGCCCUACAAAACCCGCCCCGGACGGGCUGGCCAGGCGAGCUUCACAGCCCAGCUCCCCAACCAGCGCCGAGCAGGGGACGCGGUGGCCCGAGAGCCUGCGGGUCACAGGACACGCCGGGACUCUGAGCGGACACUCACCAUGCGCCCCAGGACCGCGCCAAGGCUGCUGGCGCUGCUGCGGCCCCUCCUGCUGGUGCUCCUGGUGGCGGCGGCGCCCGGGGUGGGCAAGGGCUGUGUCUGCAGAGACAAAGGCCAGUGCUUCUGUGAUGGGGCCAAAGGAGAGAAGGGGGAGAAAGGCUUUCCAGGACCCCCUGGUGCUCCUGGCCAGAAGGGAUUCCCAGGUCCGGAAGGCCUGCCUGGACCACAGGGACCCAAGGGCUCUCCAGGACCUCCAGGACUCCCUGGUCCCAAAGGCAUAAGGGGAAUAACUGGAUUACCAGGAUUUUCAGGUCCUCCCGGACUUCCAGGCAUCCCAGGCCAUCCUGGACCUUACGGACUUGCUGGUUUGCCAGGAUGCAAUGGCUCUAAGGGUGAGCAAGGGUUUCCAGGACUUCCAGGAACACCAGGCCACCCAGGGAUCCCGGGUGCCAUGGGUUUGAAAGGAGAAAAGGGCACUCCUGCUGCAGGAGAAGGCGUCGACCUUGAUGGAAAAGGUGACCCCGGGGUACCAGGAGCUCCGGGAUUCCAGGGUUUGCCAGGCCUCCCAGGUUUCCCUGGACCCGUUGGUCCACCUGGUCCCCCAGGAUUCUUUGGCUUCCCAGGAGCCACGGGACCCCCAGGACCUAAGGGUCACAUGGGUGAUAACGUGAUAGGACAGAAAGGAGAACGGGGUGUAAAAGGAUUAACGGGACCGCCCGGACCACCAGGGACAGUGAUUGUGACACUCACCGGUCCAGAUAACAGAACGGAGCUCAAGGGGGAGAAGGGAGAGCGUGGAGCUAUGGGCCCGUCAGGACCCCCUGGACCCUCGGGGCCACCUGGAGAAUCAUAUGGAUCUGAAAAAGGUGUUCCUGGAGAACCAGGUCCGCAGGGAAAGCCUGGAAAAGAUGGUGCCCCUGGUUUCCCUGGCACCGAGGGAGCCAAAGGCAGCAGGGGCUUCCCUGGGUUAACAGGUGAAGAUGGCAUUAAGGGACAGAAAGGAGACAUUGGCCCUCCAGGAUUUCGUGGUCCAACAGAAUAUUAUGAUGCAUACCAGGAAAAGGGAGAUGAAGGAAUUCCAGGCCCACCUGGGCCCAAAGGAGCCCGUGGUCCACAGGGUCCCAGCGGUCCCCCUGGAGUUCCUGGAAGCCCUGGAUCAUCCAGGCCUGGCCUCCAAGGAGCCCCUGGAGCACCAGGCAUCAAAGGAAGAAAAGGGGAGCAAGGACCCCCAGGGAAGAACGCAGUCGGGCCUCCGGGAUCCCCCGGCUGUCCUGGUUCCCCAGGCCAUAUAGGGUUGCCGGGACCUCCAGGACCACCAGGUGGCAUUGUCUUUCGCAAAGGUCCACCUGGAAUUGGUGGACUUUCAGGCCGUCCAGGGUCUCCAGGAAUCCCAGGAGUCGAUGGGCCCAAAGGGGAACCCGGCCUCCUGUGUACACAGUGUCCUUGUGUCCCGGGGCCACCAGGCCUCCCAGGAUUACCCGGGCUGGAUGGCGUGAAAGGAAUCCCAGGAGGACGAGGGGCAGCUGGCAUUAAAGGAAGCCCAGGGUCCCCAGGAAGUGCGGGUCUUCCAGGAUUUCCAGGAUUCCCAGGUGCUCAGGGUCACCCAGGACUUAAAGGAGAAAAAGGUGAAACCUCCCAGCCAGAGGGAGAAGUGGGUGCCCCGGGAGAUCCAGGGCUCCGGGGACAGCCUGGGAGAAAGGGCUUGGAUGGAAUUCCUGGAACUCCAGGAGUAAAAGGAUUUCCAGGACCUAAAGGAGAACUGGCCCUGAGUGGUGAGAAGGGGGACCAGGGUCUUCCAGGGGAUUCUGGCAUCCCUGGGUCCCCAGGACCCACAGGACCUCCUGGACCAUCGGACUAUGGACCACAGGGAGAGCCUGGUCCAAAGGGCACCCAAGGACUUCCUGGAGCCCCUGGACCACCUGGAGAAGCCGGUCCCAAAGGAGAAUUCGGUGUUUCCACUCCAGUCCCAGGGCCCUCAGGACCUCCUGGGCCCCCAGGCCGUGCUGGCCCCCAAGGUCCACCUGGUACCCCUGGAUCCAUGGGAAGAUGUGAUCCAGGUCUUCCUGGGCCUAAUGGUGAACCAGGAAUUCCAGGAAUUGGAUUCCCUGGACUUCCUGGACCUAAGGGAGACCGAGGUUUUCCAGGAACAAAAGGAUCACCGGGCUGUCCUGGAGAAAUGGGAAAGCCAGGGUUACCUGGAAAUCCAGGCCUUCCAGGAGUCAAGGGAGAACCAGCACUCUCCACGCCUGGAGAACCAGGAACACCAGGUCGGCCAGGAGAAAGAGGCAAUUCUGGAGAAGGUGGAGAAAUGGGACUCCCUGGACUUCCUGGUCUCCCUGGAAUGCCAGGAACUGGAGGGUUUGAUGGACCACGAGGGGAUCCAGGACAGCCUGGACCACCUGGAGAAAGAGGACCCCCAGGAAGGUGCACCGAAGGUCCCAGGGGAGCCCAAGGACUUCCAGGCUUAAAUGGAUUGAAAGGGCAACAAGGCAGAAGAGGUGAAACGGGGCCAAAGGGAGACCCAGGUAUUCCAGGCUUGGAUAGGUCAGGAUUUCCUGGAGAACCUGGACCCCCAGGAAUGCCAGGUCAUCACGGUGAGAUGGGACCACCUGGGCCAAAAGGAUAUCCAGGAAAUCCAGGAUUUUUAGGGCAACCAGGCGAAAAAGGAAUGAUGGGGAUGAUGGGGGCUCCUGGAAUCACUGGUCCUCCGGGUCCUCCUGGGAACCCAGGUACCUUGGGACAGAGAGGGAGCUUUGGCAUUCCAGGGGUAAAGGGUGAGAGAGGCCCUGCCGGAGCCAAAGGGGAACAAGGAGAUAAAGGAAUUCCUGGGCCUUCUGGAAUAUUCCACUUAGUGGGGGACAAAGGAGAACCAGGACUCAAAGGAUUUGCAGGAAAGCCUGGAGAGAAAGGCAACAGAGGCAUUCCAGGGUUGCCAGGCUUAAAAGGACUCCAAGGGCUACCUGGACCACCAGGACCACCAGGCCUCAGAGGAGAUGCAGGAAGCGUUGGCUAUCCUGGUGAGCCAGGGUUACAUGGUGUGCCAGGAAGCAUGGGGAACAUGGGAGUGCCAGGUUCUAAAGGAACGAAGGGAACUGUGGGGUUCCCAGGUCUAGAUGGAAGACCAGGCCUUCCAGGUAUUCAAGGGCUCCAAGGAGAUAAGGGAGAGCCAGGUUAUUCAGAAGGUUCAAGGCCAGGACCACCGGGAUCAAAGGGAGAUCCAGGAUUGCCAGGUGACAUGGGAGAGAGAGGCGAAAGAGGGCCACCUGGUGCACCUGGACGUUCGGGGCCUGCUGGACCUGAGGGAGUUCCUGGGAGUCCCGGAAGUCCUGGCCAUCCAGGACAGCCUGGUCCUGCUGGUGAUUUGGGAUCUCAAGGAAUCAAAGGCUUCCCUGGCUCUCCAGGAAUAAAAGGCCCUCCAGGCCCUCCAGGAGUCCCAGGAAAUCCUGGACCAGUGGGUGAGAGAGGAAAUCAAGGACGUGAUGGAAUUCCUGGUCCAGCAGGAGAAAAAGGAGAAACGGGUUUGCUUGGGGCACUUCCAGGUCCAAGAGGCAAACCUGGUGAUCAAGGAGCCAAAGGAGACAGGGGAGCCCCAGGCUUGCCUGGCCUCCCUGGCAGGAAAGGGACAGUGGGAGAUGCUGGCCCUCGAGGGCCCAUUGGCAUGACAGGACCUCAAGGGCCACCAGGCUUUCCUGGUGCAAUCAUCCCCGGCCGAAAAGGAGAUCCAGGUCCACCUGGCCCCAGAGGAAACCCAGGUGAGCCUGGUCCCCCCGGCCCUCCAGGGAGUCCCGUAGAAGGUAUAAAAGGAGACAAGGGAUUUAUGGGCAAACCUGGCCCAAGAGGUCCACCUGGAACUGUAGGAGACACGGGGCCCCCAGGUCAUCCGGGAGCACCAGGUACCCCAGGUCUGCCAGGGGUCAGAGGUGAUCCUGGAUUCCAUGGAUUUCCAGGCAUAAAAGGGGAGAAAGGUAACUCAGGAUUUCUGGGGCCAAUUGGACCUCCAGGGCGAAUUGGGCCAAAAGGACCACCUGGUGCACGUGGAGACCCGGGCACAAUUAAGAUCAUCUCCCUUCCAGGAAGCCCAGGGCCACCUGGCCCACCUGGAGAACCAGGGAUGCAAGGAGACCCUGGGCCCCCGGGGCCACAGGGAGUCCCAGAAUCCUGUGGGCCAAGAGGAAAACCAGGCCGGGAUGGAAUACCAGGGACUCCUGGACCAAUUGGAGAAAAGGGCAACAAAGGUUGUAAAGGAGAGCAAGGACCGCCUGGGUAUGAUGGACUGCCAGGCUUGAAGGGGAGACCUGGAGAGACUGGGCCACCUGCAAGGGGGACAACGAUGAGGGGCUUUGUCUUCACCCGGCACAGCCAGACCACAGCAAUUCCCUCCUGUCCAGAAGGGACAGAGCCACUCUAUAGCGGGUUUUCUCUUCUCUUUGUACAAGGAAAUGAACGAUCCCAUGGACAGGACCUGGGAACUCUUGGCAGCUGCCUACAGCGAUUUACCACAAUGCCAUUCUUGUUCUGCAAUAUCAAUGAUGUAUGCAAUUUCGCAUCUCGAAACGAUUAUUCCUACUGGCUGUCAACACCAGCUCUGAUGCCAAUGGACAUGGCUCCGAUUACUGGCAGGGCCCUGGAGCCUUAUAUUAGCAGGUGCACCGUCUGUGAGGCUCCUGCGAUUGCCAUAGCCAUUCACAGCCAAACCACUGAGAUCCCCUCAUGUCCCCAGGGCUGGAUUUCUCUCUGGAAAGGAUUUUCUUUCAUCAUGUUCACAAGUGCAGGUUCAGAGGGCGCUGGACAAGCACUGGCCUCCCCAGGCUCUUGCUUGGAAAAAUUCCGGGCCAGUCCCUUUAUAGAAUGUCAUGGAAGAGGAACGUGCAACUACUAUUCAAAUUCCUACAGUUUCUGGUUGGCUUCAUUAGACCCCGAAAGAAUGUUCAGGAAACCUAUUCCGUCAACCGUGAAGGCUGGGGAGUUAGAAAAGAUAAUAAGUCGCUGUCAGGUGUGCAUGAAGAGGAGACACUGAAGAAAUAAGAAUGAAAUGGAACUGCUAUUUUUCAUCCUAAAUAACCAAGUAAUGAUGCAGAACAUGCAUUUAAGUAUUUUUCUCCCACUGAACAAUAUUGCGCUACGAUGACUGAGUACCAAGUUUCUCUUUGUCUCCCCCCAAGGAAGCAUUCUUUUCAGUUAGUUCUGUGAUGCUGGUCUCUAAACCCACGCAGUGUCACAGUUCUCUAACCCAAGGAAGUGGGACUUUUCACAGAAUAUCAUCAAAAUCGUAUUCCACUUGCAUCCAAGGCACUGAGGUAAACGGCGACGGUAUGAAGUUUGAUGUUGCAAGUUAAGAGCUAUUUGGUCCACUGGAUUCCCGAGAUUCAGCCCCCUUCUAUUCUGGUCUUUGAGACUCAAGGAGGUUAAAUCUGUUUUAGGUGGCCAGACCACCCCCUUCCUAAAACUUUAAACCAUGGGUGGGAAGAGGGUGGAGUCGGGCGGAAUACUAGCAUGUCAUGAAUCAACUGGACUUUCAGACCUGGUGAGUAACCUAAGCCCAGAGGGAACUAGAACUGAACUGAGGUUCCUGGAUUUUCUAGUGUGUUUUCAAACACACCCAAGAUUAAGGCCUAAAGGUGGUUGCUCUGAAUGAAAUUACAAGAGCCUUGGAUAUA
Messenger RNA from Phacochoerus africanus (Common warthog), 5827 nucleotides. RefSeq names its product collagen type IV alpha 3 chain (gene COL4A3). Gene Ontology annotation, cellular component: basement membrane; collagen trimer. Gene Ontology annotation, molecular function: extracellular matrix structural constituent. Bases 172 to 5187 code for a protein of 1671 amino acids. The transcript is spliced from 52 exons. The record is from RefSeq and is a predicted model, not a curated record. NCBI's taxonomy places the organism in Eukaryota, Metazoa, Chordata, Mammalia, Artiodactyla, Suidae.